CCGUGGCAGCCGGGGGCAGACACCCCAGCACGCAGUGUUCUCCGCGGUGGGGCAGCCGAUGCAGCCCUUCCCUGCGUGGCAGCAGGAUUGGGCCCCCGCACCCUGUGGGACACCCCUUCGCCCCAGGAAAUUUGGCAGCCUACGGGACACGUGGGGAUCUGCCUCAAACCUUGUCCCUUCCCCCUGGGAAUCUCCUCCUCGCUCCCAGGAGCCCAAGGGUGACUCACGCGGCGCCGGCGUUUCUUGCACCCAGCGAUGCGCUCCUGCCACGGGCAAACACCGACCGGCAGCAGCGCCGGCCUCGGCAGAGGGACCCCCCCCGCAGGUAAGCGGCAUGAAAACACUCCUCUGCUGCAGCCCCCGGCCCUGGUAAGGUGGGGCUAGGGCUGAGGAAGAUGCAUCUGCCACACGCCGCAGAGCCCGACCCGACGUCAGGGUGAUGGGUGCACCCUGCGCUGCUGCUGGAAGUGUGCACGGGGAAGGAGAAAUCUGAGGGUCGCGUGUGUGUCCCCGGGGAUUGCCCCGGUGAGACGGGAGCUGCCGGCUCCCGUGGGACGUACGUGCCCCCGGAGCGUCUGCAGCCACCUCAGCCCCGGGAGCAGGCGUGCUGCACGGGCCAGGCUGUGUGGAGCAGUGGGAUGUGUUCACCCCCAAACGCGCUGCCAGCGAGGAGGUAUCUUGUUAUGUUACUGAUAGAUAAAACGUUUAAGGAGAGUUGGUGCCAAAUGCGGCCCCGGGAGUCCUGCUCAGCUGCAGCCCUGUGCCACGUGGGGUGUGUUUAUGCAGCGUGAUGCAAUCCAGCUCCUCGGGGUCGUGGUGCUGGUACGCGCUGAGCUCAGUCUGAGCUGAUGGCAAUGGGUUAUUGUGGCCGCCCAGCCCUGGGCCAGCACCUCGGCACUGCCUGGGGCUGUGCAGCCCCCCCCAGCUCACCCACUGCCUCUGCUCCGCGGUGUCCUCUCGCCACGCUGUGCCAUGCCCGGCGUGGCCUCUCCCGGCGCGUGGGCACGGCGCAGGUCGGUGCAGGGUUCCUCCCGCGCUGCCUGGGCGGGAGAGCAGAGGCGACGGCAGAUUCCAGCGAUGGGAGCGGACGUGGCAGCGGAGCCGCAGAGCUGCCGGAACCGGCAAGCUUUGGCGGGACCCCGCAGAGGGGGACGGUGCUCUGCAGAGACACGUCGCCCAGACCAGGUCUGUGCUGGGGCACGUGUCAGUGCGUGUCCCUGCGUGUGACAAAGGCCACAGACAGUCCCCGAGGCCACCGAGGCUCGCUAAGGGGAUCGGGGCACCAUGAACUGGGAGGUGUUUGAAGGGCUCCUCAGCGGGGUCAACAAGUACUCCACAGCCUUCGGCCGCGUCUGGCUCUCCCUCAUCUUCAUCUUCCGCCUGCUGGUCUACGUUGUGGCAGCCGAGCGGGUCUGGAGCGAUGACCACAAGGACUUUGACUGCAACACGCGGCAGCCGGGCUGCGGGAACGUCUGCUUCGACCACUUCUUCCCCGUCUCCCACAUCCGCCUCUGGGCCCUGCAGCUCAUCCUGGUGACCUGCCCAUCUCUCCUGGUCAUCAUGCACGUGGCCUACCGGGAGGCCAAGCAGCAGAGGCACCGUGCCGCCGGCGGGGAUGACUGCCGCCACAUCUACCUCAACCCGGGCAAGAAGCGGGGGGGGCUGUGGUGGACCUACCUGCUCAGCCUUGUCUUCAAGGCUGGCGUGGACGUGGUCUUCCUCUACAUCUUCUACCACUUCUACAGGAACUACACCCUGCCCCGUGUGGUGAAGUGUGAGCUGCCCCCCUGCCCCAACGUGGUGGACUGUUUCAUCUCCCGGCCCACCGAGAAGAACAUCUUCACCCUCUUCAUGGUGGUCACCGCCUGCGUCUGCGUCGUGCUGAGCCUUGUCGAGGCCGCCUACCUGAUCGGCAAGCGGUGCCACGAGUGCCUCCUGGCCGGCGGUGGGGAGGGCCGCCGGCACAGCCAAGACGGCACGCUCUCCUGCGCCGAGCCCGCAGGCACGGGGGGGCAAGUUUUCCAUGGGGCAGACUACAAACCCCCCACAGCCUCCAUCCCCCCCACGGCCUCCAGCCCCGACACGCUGCCUGAGGAGGAGGUGGCUCUUCCCUAGAUCUGCCCAGGGGAAGGCAGAAGCUGCUCACCUGCCCUGCACCCUCCUCAUCAUCUUCAUCCUCCGUCCCCCCGGUGCAGGAGCGCUGGAGGUGGCUGCACCUCGGAGUCGGGCUGUGCCCAAGGGCUCUCUGUGUCUCCCGUCCUGGGGAAGGCACGUUACAUUGUUCUGCUGAAUUUGGGGUAAAGCCGGUGCUGUAGGACACGUGCAGUCCCCGAGAGCCAACAGGGACAAGCAGCUCCGCGGCGGCUGUGGACCGGCAGCGGUAUCUGGAGGUCGAGCCCGUCCCAGCUGGGCUGGCUUAGCUGGUCCUGAGGGUAUCCUUGCAAUGAAUAAA
This is a messenger RNA of Grus americana (Whooping crane), 2452 nucleotides long. RefSeq names its product gap junction beta-5 protein-like. Lineage: Eukaryota; Metazoa; Chordata; Aves; Gruiformes; Gruidae. Gene Ontology annotation, biological process: cell communication. Gene Ontology annotation, cellular component: connexin complex. The transcript has 3 exons. The record is from RefSeq and is a predicted model, not a curated record. Bases 1285 to 2115 code for a protein of 276 amino acids.